UCUAAUCCUCGGCGACACUUGGACCACCUAAUGUUUAUAUUUACGGCGUUAAGGAGAAACUGUCCUCCAGUUGAUUCGACCAAUCUUUUGUCAAUUAAUAAGAUUGACACCGGCCUACGACACUAGUCACAGCAUCAAUGCGGUAAACUGGCGAAUUCACGUCUAAAAUAUCAAAAACAGUUACAGUGCAGCUAUCCAUGAUCUUAACCAUGACUCAGAAGAUGUUAACUUCACUGGUUUGAACCCAUAAUGGAUGCUCAAAAUCAAAGGCCUUGUGAACUGGAGCCUUAUUACGUGGAUCAGGCCCCAGCCACUGUGUAUUACAUCCCCAACUUUAUCACUGCUUCAGAAGAAGACUAUCUGCUACAGCAGGUUUACAAUUCACCGAAACCCAAGUGGACUCAAUUAUCAGGAAGGAGGCUGCAGAACUGGGGUGGUUUACCUCACUCAAGGGGAAUGCUUGCUGAAAAGCUGCCCGACUGGCUGGCUAAAUAUGCCCAGAAAAUUUCAGCCCUGGGACCUUUUGCAGGACAAGUUGCUAAUCAUGUGUUGGUUAAUGAGUACAAUCCUGGUGAAGGAAUAAUGCCUCAUGAGGAUGGGCCUUUAUACUUUCCAACAGUUACCACUAUCAGCCUUGGCUCUCAAACUCUAUUAGAUUUCUAUCAUCCCAUUGAAAGAGAGGAUGAAGAGGUGAAGGUUUAUUCUCCUCAGACCGAAGAAACCCGUUAUCUUCUGUCUCUUCUUCUUGAACCACGUAGCCUUCUGAUGCUGCAAGAUGACAUGUAUGUGAAGUAUCUGCAUGGCAUCAGGCCAGUGAGAGAGGACAUUGUCACAGAGAAGGUUGCCAACCUAAAAUCAUGUAAUGCAAAACUUGGAGCGGUUUUAAAAAGAACUACAAGAAUAUCCCUGACUAUUCGUUAUGUGCCAAAGGUUUUAAAAACCAAGAUAUUGCUGGGGAGGAAGUAAUGGCAUUUUUAUUUCAUUUAAAUAGAUUGUAGUACCAUUUUAUUUGUCUCCUUCCUGAAAAUCUAGCUUAUUUCAUAGAAUAUAGUUGGAGAUGUACCUCUGUAUUGGUACCUCUUUCAAUGGAUUUUCCUCACACAAUAAAAAAAAUCCUGUCAGUUUGUUCUGUUAUGAAAAGAAUCAAUAUAGUGUGAUACUGCUCUUACUAUGUCCUGACAUCAGUUGCAAUAUCAGUCCCUGAGUAGUGGCGAGGAGCAAGAAUUUUUCCCCCACCUCUUCCGAUCUCUAUUGCCCCAUCCUUCCACCAGUGAAGCCAGUAUUAAUAACUUUACUGUUAAAAUAACUUAGCUCUUCACAGGCUCUUGCUGAUCUGUAUAUUUAAGUUCCAUACCAAGCAAGUCUGUGUCUCAGGUGAUUCAGGCACUGUUAGAAAUUGGUAAAGGAAAAGCUACAUACAACUUUCACAAUCUUCUGAGUUUUAAAAUCAAUAAAAGAAUGUGUGUAUUUUAAUGAAAUUGCUUUAGCUACUGCUGUACACAGUGCUUGCUUUCUAAAUUACAAAUUAGGACCUGUUUAUUGCAUUAUGCCAUUCAGUAAUCAGUUGAAAUGAAUAAAUUCUACAUUAUUUAUUUUGGAAAAUAUCAGUACUGUUUAAGCUGUGAUUACGAACAUGGAGUGAAUAAAUGUAAUUUAGUUUAAACUGAUUAAAUAAACAUCAUUAUUUAAAUUUUAAGGUGUUUUGCCCCACCAGCCAAUAAACCACUUCUAAUCAGUGAGAU
Chiloscyllium plagiosum (whitespotted bambooshark) is the source of this 1742-nucleotide messenger RNA. RefSeq names its product alkB homolog 6, nucleotide demethylase (gene alkbh6). Gene Ontology annotation, cellular component: nucleus. Lineage: Eukaryota; Metazoa; Chordata; Chondrichthyes; Orectolobiformes; Hemiscylliidae. The record is from RefSeq and is a predicted model, not a curated record.